UUUGUAUUUAGGUAGGUAGCUAGUCCACUCCUUGGGUACUCUUGGGCAGCCGGGCGAUGAGCAUGGAACCAUCGUCAUGGGUGGUACCUUGCUACUCGGGCUGGUCCAUGGAAGAAGCAGCUGCGUGGAGUAGUGAAGAUAGGAUUAGCUUCCAAACAUCCUUGCCUAGCCAUAGUGAUAGCGGAAUGCAGCUGCAGGUGGUUGAGUAUGCAGCCCCAGCCACAGCCACACACAAUACCUGCAGUGAUCCGAUCCAGGUGUUUGAGGAAGCAGCGCGAGUGUUCAAUGAUGACUACUUCCUCAUUAUGGAAAAUAAGAUGCACAGGUUCCCUCCGAGCCUGGUAGAUGUCGGCACACGGUACAGGGAGCCGGUGACUGUGGCCAUCGGUCCUUACCACCAUGGUAAAUCCGGCCUGCUGGAGGCAGAGCAGGUAAAGCAUGCGGCUGCCAACCAAUGCAUCAGGGACUCAAGCGGCUCGCUCCAGGAGAUGUACACUAAGGUCUCCUCCGUCUCAGACGUCGCCCGCAGACUCUACCACCACGAUGGUGUGGUGAUAUUCGGCCACCACGACGACUUUGUGCCUAUGAUGUUCCUUGAUGCUUGCUUCUUGGUGCAGUUCAUGCUUAGUUAUGUGGACGACUACGUCGAAGGCAUGGAUAUGGCGCUGAACAGGUAUUUCUGCGCCAACUUCGAGCGCAUCUCCACCGACAUCAUGAUGCUUGAGAACCAGAUCCCGUGGGUGGUGGUUGAUGCCAUCUUCCACUUCAUGCAUCUAGCGCCCUCGCCCUGGCCUUGGGAGGACUUCGUCGCUGCGAUGAGAAGCGGCCUGAACAACCGAAUUGAUCCUGGUGUUGACCAAGGCAUCGUCGUAGUUCCUACCUAUGAACCUCCGCAUCUCCUCGCCCUUGUCCGGUACUACAUCGUGGGGAACAACGACGACAUCAAAGUCGAUCGCCCCACCGCUCCGGGCGGAGACAAGCCUAUGUCAUUAUCCAUCAGCGUCGCCGAGCUUGCCGACGUCGGUAUCACACUCGUACCCGAGACAGAAAAGACAGGGUUAGUUCACAUGACCCUCCAAAAGAAAAGGUUAGUGGACAUGGGCCUCGGCGGGAAAAAGUUUGGCUUCUUGUUUGGCGAUCUCCGCGUGCCACCCCUGUUCCCAACCGACGCAAAUGCGACUUGGCUCGUCAACAUGGCGGCCUUCGAGUUAUGCAAGACCCCAAACUUCGACGAUGUUAAUGAUGAAGAAUCCGCUGUCUGCUCCUACCUCCACCUCUUCGCCAUGCUGCUGGACCAGAAGGAACACGUGCAUGACCUGCGGAAAAGUAAGGUCAUCGAAGGAGGAGGACUCACCAGCCAGGAGACACUCGACCUGUUCACUGGCAUUGGCAAGAACAUGCGCCUAGGAAAGUGCUACAUCGACAUAAUGAUAGAUAUUGAGAACUUCAAGGACAGAAUGUCAUGGGGGCUCACAUCUUACCUCUUCCUUGACAAGCACUGGCCUAAAAUCGUGGCGGUGGUCACGGUCAUUGGUGCAAUUAUCGGCAUCUUGUCGUCGCUCCAAGCUCUCAAGCCAAGCUAAGACAUACCGGACCUGAUUGUACUAGCAUUAGCUUGCAUGUUCUACUUGUAUGCCUCUUACUAUUCACAUUGUAAAAUUCCUUGUAUCCCAAUCCUACUUCAAGUGAAAAUCAUUGUAUCUGUAUGUAUCA
This is a messenger RNA of Aegilops tauschii subsp. strangulata, 1713 nucleotides long. Its product is annotated as UPF0481 protein At3g47200-like. NCBI's taxonomy places the organism in Eukaryota, Viridiplantae, Streptophyta, Magnoliopsida, Poales, Poaceae. The record is from RefSeq and is a predicted model, not a curated record.